Ahaetulla prasina is the source of this 2214-nucleotide messenger RNA. Its product is annotated as 7-alpha-hydroxycholest-4-en-3-one 12-alpha-hydroxylase. Bases 51 to 1580 code for a protein of 509 amino acids. The record is from RefSeq and is a predicted model, not a curated record. Gene Ontology annotation, molecular function: sterol 12-alpha-hydroxylase activity; heme binding; iron ion binding. The transcript has a single exon. NCBI's taxonomy places the organism in Eukaryota, Metazoa, Chordata, Lepidosauria, Squamata, Colubridae.
ACCUGUUUGUUGAAAAGGCGGCUUGCAUCGAACUGCACACACUCUGCAGGAUGUCCUUCUGGGUGGCAGUCGUGGUUGCCUUGGGAGUUGGUCUUUUGGGGGUCCUGUACCUGACGGGCUUCUUCCGCCGAAGACGAGACAAUGAACCUCCUUUGGACAAAGGGCUUAUUCCAUGGCUAGGACAUGCGCUGCACUUCCGAAACGACAAUAUGGAUUUCCUGAAAACAAUGCAGAAGAAACACGGGGACAUCUUCACCACCUUGAUCGCAGGGCAGUAUUUUACCUUCUUGAUGGACCCGUUGUCCUUCAGUGGCAUCGUCAAGGAAGCCCGAAGUAAACUGGAUUUUAUUUCGUUUGCAGCGGAGCUGGUCCUCAGGGUGUUUCGAUUUGAGGCCUCCCAGGAGACACACAAGAUCAUCGAAGUCUCCAGCGCAAAACAUCUGAAGGGGGAAGGCCUGGUGGUGAUGACCCAAGCCAUGAUGGAUGCUUUGCAGACCGUCUUACUCCAGUGGCAAGAAAGCUCCCAAAAAGAUCCAAAAUCCUGGAAAGAAGACGGUUUGUUCCACUUUUGUUACAACACGGUCUUCAGAGCCGGCUACCUGGCUCUGUACGGCACCGAACCCAGUGAAAAACAGAACGAGAAAUUGAAACAGAAAGACCAGCAGCACACCGAAGAGGUGUACGUCGAAUUUCGCAAAUAUGACAAGCUCUUCCCGCGCCUCUCGUACGCCUUGUUGACCCCGUCGGAGUGGGGCCAAGUGAAGAAAAUCUGGAACUACUUCUGGCAGAUGCUUUCGGUGAAGAACGUCUACCAGAAGGACAACAUCAGCCGGUGGGUCAGCGACCAGGCUCAACAGCUAGCCGAAAGUGGGACAUCCGACGAGAUGAGGGACCGGUUCAUGUUCCUGCUCCUUUGGGCCGCUCAAGGUAACACCGGUCCAGCUUCCUUCUGGCUCCUGGAGUACCUGAUGAAGCAUCCCAAAGCCAUGGAAGAGGUCAAGAAGGAGAUUGAGGAGGUGGUGAAGAAGUCAGGCCAAGAGGUGGCCUCCCGCCAGAAGCCCUUGAACGUCACCAAGGAGAUGCUAAGCCAAACGCCCAUCCUGGACAGCGCCGUAGAAGAGACCUUGAGGUUGGUGACGGCCCCGUUGUUGGUCCGGCUGGUUUUACAAGACAUGGACUUCAAGCUCCACCACGGGAAGUCCUACCUGCUGCGGAAAGGCGACAAAAUCGCCCUCUUCCCUUACCUCUCAGCCCACAUGGACCCCGAAAUCCACCAGGAGCCCCAGGCCUUCAAAUAUGACCGUUUCCUCAGCCAAAACGGCGACAAAAAGGAAUUUUUUAAAAAUGGUGAGAAGGUAAAGUAUUUCACCAUGCCUUGGGGGGCUGGGACCUCCAUGUGUCCUGGCCGUUACUUCGCCACCAACGAAAUCAAGCUUUUCGCCUUUCUGAUGCUGGCUUGUUUCGAUCUGGAGCUGACCAAUCAGCAAGAGGAGAUCCCUGCCAUAAACAAGACCCGCUAUGGGUUUGGGGUGAUGCAACCCAUGAAUGAUGUCCAGUUUAGGUACCGUUGCCAAUGCUAAAAACAGAAGCGGAGGUCUGCACACGAUAGUCCAAGAUAACCAGGGAGUUUUCACCGGUGAACUGGUUUGUCUCUAUGUUGGGGGAUUCAGACUGUGUGUGUGUGUGUGUGUGUGUGUGUGUGUGUGUGUGUGUGUAUGUGUGUGUGUGUGUGUGUGCUCAUGCUCCUUCCUUUCUUUUUGCACACUUAGCUUGCACAUGAUAAUCUAGGAUAACCAGAGAUAUUUCACCAGUGAACUGGUUCAUCUCUAUGAGACUCUCUCUCUUUCUGUGUGUGUGUUUGUGUAUUAACAGCUUCUUUUCCUUUUGCACACUUCUCUUGGCACAAGAUGAUCAAGAAUAAUCAGGGAUAUUUCACAGGUGAACUGGCUUAUCUCUAUAUUAUGCAAUCAGAUUCUCUCUUUUCUUUUUCUCUCUCUCUCUCUGUGAACUUCCUUUCCUUUUGCACACUUCACUUGCACAAGAUAAUCUAGGACCGCGAUGGUGAACCUAUGGCACGCAGAGCCGUAUUGGUGGGCACGCGAGAUCAGCUCUGCUGCACAUGUGCGCGCUGGCCAGCUAUUUCCAGGCCUUCUGGACCCACAGAAAGCUGGCAAAUGAGCCGUUUCUGGCCUCUGGGGGUGGGGGGUGGGGAAG